Molecule: messenger RNA, 1116 nt
Organism: Schizophyllum commune H4-8
Lineage: Eukaryota; Fungi; Basidiomycota; Agaricomycetes; Agaricales; Schizophyllaceae
Exons: 7
Coding region: 1-1116 (371 amino acids)
Source: RefSeq, a predicted model, not a curated record
AUGGAUCCGCAAGUGUUCGAACUCGUACGAGGGUACGCGUCCCUCGUACCGCCAAGUAAACUGAGCUUCCCGAAUGUAUCUCCUCUGUCUACGCUCAUGGAGGCAAUCGUGGCACACCUUCUCGAGUCGGAUCACUUUCAGCAAUACGCUCCGUCCGCUCAAUAUCAGAAAACGUUUUGGAAAUGGGCUAUCGACCAUCUGGAAAGACUUGUCUCGCAGACAGAGGAAGAAGUGGAGUUGGACGACCGAAUAUAUGAUCACUACCUGAGCUUCAUCCAGCAGCCGUCGGCCGCGCCGGACUUCGCUAUAGCCUGCCCUCGUGCACCUCCGAGCGAUUCCUACAUAACGCACUAUUGGUGUUUGAGUGGGAAUGACAAAUUUUCAUCAGAUGGCCUAAUCCAUCUUGAGAACUACCAGACCGUCACCUUGCGCGAAUCACGCACGACCAUCCAAGAUGGGACGACUGGCCUCCGUACCUGGCUCGCUAGCCUGGUCCUCUCCAAAUACCUGAUUAAUGAACCAGAUCUCAUCGCCAACAAGCGCAUUCUGGAGCUUGGCUCUGGGAUUGGCUUCCUAGGCAUAAUUUGCGCCAGCGUGCAACUGCUAAACCAGAUCACGGAGAAUGCCCCGGCGCCGCAUUUGUGGCUGACGGAUGUUAAUGACGAUGUGCUGGCGAGAUGUAAGGCCAAUGUACAGUUGCCAUGCAAUCUCUCCUCCGACCACCCAAACGUCCAUUACCGUAACCUCGACUGGGUCGAAUUCGACCAGUCGACGUCGAGAACGGCCGCUCUAGCAGAUAUGGACGUCCUUGACGAGGAUGUUAUACUGGGCGCAGACAUCGUUUUCGACCCCAGCCUCAUUGAGCCGCUCGUGACAGUUCUUGCCCUGCGUCUCAUGAAGCUACGACAAAAUGGACGACGUAUGGCGCUCAUCGCGCUCACAGUGCGGAACCCGGAGACCUUCCAGGCCUUCGUGGAAGCAGUGGAGAGAGCUGCACUCACCAUCGAAUACGUCGACUAUACAACCAGCGGAAAGACCUUCCUCGAGACGAGCGAAAGCCGCCAAGAUGGGUCUUCAACGGUCAAAAUCCUUCGCAUAAGUUAUAAAGCAGGGUAG